GACAAAUGUUUUGUCUGGCCCUCGUGGCAAAGGCGUUAGUCGACAUCAGCUUGUGACGUUUAGCUGCAACUGGAUGAUGAUCACUGAACAACCUGGCAGGCGGCUUGAUGUACAUGAUUCAUUAAUAUCUUACGUUUUAUGCAAAUCCAUUGACGGCGUCUUGUUUAGCCCAUAGGUCACAAGUGGAUGAUGUCACCAGAUUUGUGUCAAAAGCAAAUCUUUGAACCUUUCCUGAUGCCUGCGACGAGCUUGGAUCUCUGACUGCCUUGAACGCACAAAUCCCUGUAAACAGAAAUGGUGUAAAAACAUGUUUUUCCUGCAGAAGGAGCUGCCGUGGGUCCCUGCUGAGAAGCAGAGGAUUCUGGGGAGAUGUUUACUUUGUUCGUUUCCCUCCCGUAUCUGUACUAUUGUGUGCUCAGUUAUUUUGGAGCAGCUUUGUAAUCGUGUACAACGAAAGUAUGAAGCUUUUCAUUCAAACCAAAGACUCAACUCAGACUUUGUGUGUAAGUGUUAUAUAAGAAUAGAAAUAUAUUACAAGGAGAAAUUCCUGUACUUGACAUGUUGGAGUAAAUAUAUUAAUCCUUUGUUUUUCAUAUUGACAGUGAAGCCUCCAUUUAGGUGAGUUCGUGAGGAAAUGUAGUGCUGCAACUGGAGCUCCUUUAAAUAAUCUUUAUAAAACUAGACUGGAAACCAGAUUCAAUUCCAACUAGACAACAUACUGUAAAGUGAGAGUGGAAAUAGCGGAGGGUGGGGUCGCUGGUACGGCUCAAUAGAUUAAUCAUGCAUGCCUGCUCUUCUUGGCCACCAGUUAGAACCCAGCGGAGCCUCUCGGCGCGUCCUCACAGCGAUGGGUCCCCGUGGAGGAUGGAUGCUCUGGACGCUGUGCCUGUGCUUCAGCAGUCGGCAGAACGCCGCGCUCAGAGUGGCCAUGAGGGAGUCCAGUCUGGAGGUGGUCCGGGGGGAUGUGGUCGUCCUGCCCUGCUCCUUCUUCACCUCCAGCCUGCUCACCAGACUCAACGUUAUCUGGACGCUGGCUCCUUCCUCCAGUCCACAAACACCCAUUCAGGUGAUCGUUUAUGACCACGGGCAGGUGAUUGAAGACCCCUCCCUCAUCGGCAGGGUGGGCUUCACAGGUAUUCCCUGGAGCGCAGACAUCGUCCUGAACGACACGCGCGUGUCAGACGCUGGGGUUUACCGCUGCAUGGUCAACAACCCCCCCGAGGCAGCAGAUCCGGGGAUAGGAGAGGUGGCCCUCAGCGUCCUGGCACCACCUUCGCUGCCCGCGUGCCAGUGGGACGGAGACACCGACAGCGGGGGCAGUGUCACGCUGUCCUGCGGCGUGGCAGAGGGCGUUCCGACCCCAGAGAUCCGCUGGGAUAAGCUGAAUCCAGAGGAGAUAUCGCUCCCCAUCAACAUGGAGGACGAACGGUCGGGCUCGGUCCAAAUUGUCAACGUCUCCUCUCAGACGUCCGGCCUGUACCGCUGCUCUGCCACCAACACGCUGGGAACUGAGAACUGCUACAUCAACCUGUCCAUUUACAGCUCUCCGGACAGUUCCUCGGGGAUGCUGCAGGGGGUGCUGCUCACCCUGUCCAUGAGCCUGGUGUUGCUGGCGCUGAUGGCGCUUCUGUUGUGGCUGCAUCGCACGGGACAGACCAGGAGGUGGAGGGAGGGGAAGGAGGAGGAGGAGUGUUACAACGAGAUACGCUACACGGCGGCGCUGAUGAAGCGGUCGUUCGUUUGAGCUCUCAAAAAUCAUCCACAAGUAAAAGCAGCACAAACAAACUUCAAAAGACUGUUUCACCUGAUGAUUUAUAAUGAAUGGAUUUUUACCAUGUAGCCUCUGCUCCUUAAACUCUACAGUCGCACUGUUAAAGCAUCAUGGAUUCCGAAAUUAAAAGCUGAGUGAGAGGGUUGGA
This is a messenger RNA of Betta splendens (Siamese fighting fish), 1919 nucleotides long. RefSeq lists its product as uncharacterized. Bases 785 to 1744 code for a protein of 319 amino acids. Gene Ontology annotation, cellular component: cell-cell junction. The transcript has 7 exons. Gene Ontology annotation, biological process: homophilic cell-cell adhesion. Lineage: Eukaryota; Metazoa; Chordata; Actinopteri; Anabantiformes; Osphronemidae. Gene Ontology annotation, molecular function: ionotropic glutamate receptor binding. The record is from RefSeq and is a predicted model, not a curated record.